Betta splendens (Siamese fighting fish) is the source of this 2795-nucleotide messenger RNA. It is a transcript of the gene qars1, whose product is annotated as glutaminyl-tRNA synthetase 1. Gene Ontology annotation, biological process: translation; glutaminyl-tRNA aminoacylation. The coding region runs from base 91 to 2424 and encodes 777 amino acids. Lineage: Eukaryota; Metazoa; Chordata; Actinopteri; Anabantiformes; Osphronemidae. Gene Ontology annotation, molecular function: ATP binding; glutamine-tRNA ligase activity. Gene Ontology annotation, cellular component: cytoplasm; aminoacyl-tRNA synthetase multienzyme complex; cytosol. The transcript is spliced from 23 exons. The record is from RefSeq and is a predicted model, not a curated record.
GUUGGUAUUUCGCUUGCCCCUGUCCGUGUCAGAUAGCGUUUGUGCGGCGUGUCGGUGUGCCUUCCAUUACCCGGUGAAUACAGUGGAACAAUGGCGGAUUGUUUGACACUCUUCACGUCCAUCGGGCUCAGUGAGCAGAAGGCGAAGGAAACGCUAAAAAAUGACGCGCUGAGUUCAGUCCUAAAGGACGCGAUCACUCAGGUCCAUCAAACCCAUGGAGCAUCAGGAGUGGACAAAUCCAUGGGUGUACUGCUUUACAACAUGGCAUCUCGCCUUAAAGACACCAAACGCGUGGCUUUUCUAGCAGACAGCAUCGCUCAGCGCAAACUCUGCACGGAGCUGCAGUUGACAGCUGCACUGGACUUUGUCAAGAGUCAUCCUCAGGACCCCAUCAACCAGAAAGCAUUUGAAGAAGCAUGUGGAGUCGGUGUGGUCAUAACACCUGAGCAGGUUGAAGAUGCAGUGGAGUCUGUGAUCAAGAAGCACAAGGAACAACUGUUAAAGGAGAGGUACCACUUCAACAUGGGAGUGCUAAUGGGAGAGGCACGCUCUGCUUUAAAGUGGGCCGAUGGAAAGGUCAUCAAAAAUGAGGUGGAUAUGCAGGUCCUGCACCUCUUAGGACCAAAGACGGAGGCAGAUCUGGAGAAGAAAUCCAAACCCCAGAAAUCCAAAGUGGCAGAGAAUGAUGUGAAGGUGAAGAGGGAGGAGGAGGUUGCAGUGAACGGGGAAGUGUCGACUGGGGAGGUGAAGUCACUAAUGGAGCAGCUCAGAGGAGAAGCACUGAAAUUCCACAAAGCAGGAGAGAACUUUAAAACUGAGGGUUACGUGGUCACACCGAACACAAUGGCUUUGCUUAAAAAGCACCUUGAGAUCACUGGUGGACAGAUUCGCACCCGUUUUCCCCCUGAGCCCAACGGCAUCCUUCACAUCGGCCACGCCAAAGCUAUCAAUUUCAAUUUCGGUUAUGCAAAGGCGAACAGUGGAAUUUGCUUCUUGAGGUAUGACGACACGAAUCCCGAGAAGGAGGAGGAAAAGUACUUCACUGCCAUCAAAGACAUGGUGGAGUGGCUUGGCUACACACCCUAUGCUGUCACGCACGCAUCAGACAACUUCCAGCAACUCUACAAUCUCGCUGUGGAUCUCAUUCGCAGGGGUCACGCGUACGUGUGCCACCAGAAAGGGGAGGAACUGAAGGGCCAUAAUGCUCCUCCCUCACCGUGGAGAGACCGACCCAUUGAGGAGUCACUGGUGCUGUUUGAAAGGAUGAGGAAGGGCCUGUUUGCUGAGGGAGAGGCAACGCUCAGGAUGAAGAUGGUCAUGGAGGACGGAAAGAUGGAUCCAGUAGCAUACAGAAUCAAAUACACAGCUCAUCAUCGAACAGGAGACGAGUGGUGCAUCUACCCCACCUACGAUUACACUCACUGUCUGUGUGACUCUAUUGAAAAUAUCACACACUCCCUGUGCACCAAAGAGUUUCAGGCCAGGCGUUCGUCCUAUUACUGGCUGUGCAAUGCUCUGGACGUAUACUGCCCCGUUCAGUGGGAAUAUGGGCGCCUAAACCUCACCUACACUGUUGUGUCCAAGAGGAAAAUCAUCAAACUGGUGGAGACUGGUGUGGUCAGAGACUGGGAUGAUCCGCGUCUCUUCACUCUGACUGCUCUCAGAAGGAGAGGUUUUCCACCAGAGGCCAUUAACAACUUCUGUGCACGGGUUGGAGUGACAGUUUCUCAGACAACGACAGAGCCCCAUCUACUGGAGUCCUGUGUGAGAGAUGUGCUUAAUGACACAGCACCUCGAGUCAUGGCUGUGCUGGAACCCCUCAAAGUCACCAUAACUAACCUCCCCGAGAGCAGCCAGUCUGACGUACGAGUACCAGACUUUCCUGCCAAUGAGGCGAAGGGCAGCCACACAGUUCCAUUCACACGCACCAUCUUCAUUGAACAGAGUGACUUUAGAGAGGUGCUGGAGAAGGGCUACAAACGCCUGACACCAGAGCAGCCCGUUGGCCUGAGGCAUGCUGGGUUUGUCAUCUCUGUCCAGAAGGUCCUCAAGGACGCUCAGGGUAAAGUGCUGGAACUGGAGGUGAGCUGUUGCAGCUCUGACGCUGCAGAGAAACCAAAGGCGUUCAUCCACUGGGUCAGUCGGCCGCUGGUGUGUGAAGUGCGUCUCUAUGAACGACUGUUCCAGCACAAACAUCCAGAGGAUCCGUCUGAAGUGCCCAAUGGUUUCCUGAGUGACAUCAACCCUAAUUCCCUGCACGUGAUCAGCAGUGCCUUAGUGGACACCUCAGUCAAGGGAGCAAAGGUCUUUGACAAAUUCCAGUUUGAGAGAGUUGGUUAUUUCUCCCUGGACCCCGACAGCACCGCAGACAAGCUCGUCUUUAACAGAACAGUCACACUUAAAGAAGACCCAGGGAAGAUCUGAUGGCAUGAGAUUAAGACCCCCUUUCUGCUUCCUUUGAGUCCACACACCUAAAUUGUUUGCAUCACCUAAUGUGUAAUAUUGGCUUAGACCAGCUGCUGAAAUGUCUCACUAGAUUUUAAAACUGAAUUGAAUAUCAUCAGUUUUUUUAUAACUGUGUCCAAACAUUCACCCAGACGUCUGUUUGUUGAAUGUAUGCAACUUUUUUAUUAUUCAACAAGGAUAUUAGGAAAGUACUUCUCAUACUGGCUUUAUGCUAAUAUUACACAUAAGAGACGCUCACAAAUGCCAUGAUGACUUUCUUACGAAGGUGGUGAGUCACUGCCAAAAUCUGUGCAGAAAAUAAAAUAAUAAAUAAUGUUUAGAAAAAAUAA